UUAUGAGAUUUGAACAGGAUGAACUGAAAGAAUUCAGUAGGCUUUUAAAACAGGAUUACCCAGAAAUCAGUGCAGGCCAGCUGGUGGACUGUGACACCCUGGUUGUUCUUAAGAAGAUGGUGGAGAGCUGUGGUGAAGAGAGGGCUCUGGAGAUCACACAGCGCAUCCUGAGGGACAUGGACAUGAAGGACGUCAAAGAGACAGAGGACAAGUUGCAUUAUAUAAGAACAUGUCAAAUGAAAAUGAAAGUCAAGUUGAAAAAAAAAUAUGAACACAUACUUGAGGGGAUUGCUAGUCAAGGAAAUCGAACACUCUUGAGGAGCGUCUAUACAGAAGUUCACAUUUCAAAAUAUGGGAAUAAAGAGACCAAAAAUGACGGCAAUGAAAUGAAUGAAGUGGAGAUUUUAGCCAGAGCACAAACUGCAAAGCAGAUUACAAUCAAAUGCAAUGACAUUUUUAAACCUCUAAGUGGACAAAGUAAUCCCAUCAGAAUUGUAUUGACAAAGGGGAUUGCUGGGAUUGGAAAAACAGUCUCAGUUCAGAAAUUCAUCGUUGACUGGGCUGAUGGAGAAGCAAAUGAAGAUGUAAUUUUUGUGUUUCCUCUUCACUUUCGGGAUCUUAACCUUGAGAGAGAUAGAGAAUACAGUCUGAUGCAACUUCUUCAAAAGUACUUUCCAGAGUUAAAGGAGCUUAGUACUGAAUUUUAUAUGUUUAAAGUUUUAUUCAUCUUCGAUGGACUAGAUGAGUGUCAGUUUCCUCUUAAUUUCCAGACAAAUGACUUUUGCUCUGAUUUAACAAAGGAUGUAUUGCUGGAUGUAUUGCUGACCAACCUCAUUAAGGGGAAUCUGCUUCCGUCUGCUCUCAUCUGGAUAACCUCCCGACCAGCGGCAGCCAAGCAGAUCCCUCAUGAAUAUGUAGACCAAGUGACAGAGAUAAAUGGAUUCAGUGACGCCCAGAAGCAGGAAUAUUUCAAAAAGAGGUUCAGGGAUCACAAACAGGUUGAAAAGGUCAUGUCACACCUGAAAAAUUUAAAAAUCCUUGAUGUUUUGUGUCACAUACCAGUCUUUUGCUGGAUUUCAGCUACUGUCCUUGAGCGAAUGUCGAGUGAUGAAGGCUGCAGCGGAAUCCCCACAACUUUGGCGCAAAUGUACAUACACUUCCUGCUCAUUCAGAUAAACAUGAAGAAACAGAAGUUUCAAGGAAUCCAUGAGGCAACCCCAAUGGAGCUGUUAGAAGCUGAAAAACGGUUCAUUCUGAAACUGGGAGAACUGGCAUUCAAACAACUGAAAAAGGAGCAGUCAUUAUUUUACGAAGACAACCUGAAAGAGUGCGGUAUUGAUGUCACUGAGGCCUCAUUGCUCUCUGGGUUGUGUACAGAGAUCUUUCCUGGGGAAGAUGUGGAGUCUCCGGGGAGAGUGUUCAGCUUUGUGCACCUGAGCGUUCAGGAGUUUAUGGCUGCUCUAUAUGUGUUUGAGUGUUUUACAAACAGAAAUAAGAACUUACUUCACCAAUAUAAAUCCAGCAAGGCCAAACUAAUGAUUACUGACCUACACAAGAGUGCAGUAGAUCAGGCCUUGAAGAGUCGGAAUGGACACCUGGACCUCUUCCUCCGCUUCCUUCUUGCCAUGUCAAUAGACUCCAACCAGAUACUCCUACGAGGCCUCCUGCCAGUAACAGAGAACAGCUCACAGAGUCUUGAGGAAACAAUCACAUACAUACUGGAGAAGAUAAGAGGGGAUCUUAUUCCAGAAAAAGCUGUCAAUCUCUUCUUCUGUUUGAAGGAAAUGAACUACAGAUUUCUAGUGGAAGAACUCAAAAGAUAUCGGGACUCGCAUUCAGACGCAGAACUGUCUCCUGCAGAAUGGUCAGCCAUUGUGGUUUUGUUGCUGAUAUCAGAGAAUGUGCAGGAAGAGUUUGAUUUGAAGAAAUACAUCAGAUCAGAAUUUCCAUUACUAAUUCUUGUGCCAGUGGUGCAACUCUACAAAAUCGCUCUGCUGGACCAGUGUAACCUCACAGAGAAAAGCUGUAAAGCGAUGGCCUCCACUAUCACUUCAGAGUCAUCACUUCUGAGAAAGUUAGAUCUGAGCAACAAUGACCUCCAGGAUUCAGGAGUGAAGCUACUUUCUGAGGGACUGAGGAAUCCACACUGUAAACUGGAGAGCCUGAGGCUGAAACAGUGCAACCUGUCAGAGGAAUGCUGUGAGGCCUUGGCCUCAGUUCUCAACUCAGACUCCUCACAGCUGAGAGAGCUGGAUCUGAGUUACAACAACCUGAAGGAUUCAGGAGUGAAGCUGCUGUCUGAUGGACUCGGAAAUCCAGGCUGUAAACUGGAGAUACUGAGGCUGUCGGGCUGUCAAGUCACAGAGGCAGGUUGUGCUUCUCUGGCUUCAGCUUUGCGUUCGAACCCUUCACACCUGAAAGAACUGGAUCUGAGCUACAAUCACCCAGGAGAGUCAGGAGUGAAGAGGCUCUCUGGUUUGCUGCAGCUUUCUUGCAUCAAACUGGAGAAACUCCAAUUGAUCUGGUGUAAUCUUAAAGAGGAACCCUGCAAAGAUUUGGCCUCAGUUCUCAGUUCAGAAUCCUCACACCUGAGAGAGCUGGAUCUGAGUGACAAUGACCUGCAGGAUUCAGGAGUGAAGCUGCUCGCUGCUGGACUGAGGAAUCCACACUGUAAACUGGAGAUACUGAGGUUGUCAGGCUGUCAAGUCACAGAAGCAGGUUUUGAGUGUCUGGCUUCAGCUCUGCAUGCAAACCCCUCACAUCUGAGAGAGCUGGAUCUGACCUACAAUUACCCAGAAGACUCAGGAGUGAGACUGCUCUCUGCUGGCCUGGAGGACCCCAGGUGGAAACUGGAGAAACUACACAUGGAUUAUGGUGGAGAAUCCAGGAUCAGAUCAGGACCAAGAAAAUAUGCUUGCCAGGUCACACUGGACCCCGACACAGCGCACAGACAGCUAUCUCUGUCUGAGAAGAACAGGAUGGUCACAUAUACAUUACAGGAGCAGCCAUGUUCAGAGCACCCUGACAGAUUUAACUUCUGGUUCCAAGUUUUGUGCAAAGAGGGUCUGUCUGGUCGCUGCUACUGGGAGGCUGAGUGGGGGGGAGAAUUUGGAGCUGGGAUUGGAGUGGCGUAUAAAGGAAUCAGUAGGAAAGGAAUGGGUUAUGACUGUGUGUUUGGAGGAAAUCACCUUUCAUGGGCUUUACGUUGCCAUGCAGGGAAGGAUUUUCUUGCCAGCCACAAUAAGGCGAACACUUGCAUUUCCGUAACCCCCUCACCCAAAGUCGGAGUGUAUUUAGACUGGCCGGCUGGUACUUUAUCCUUUUACAAAGUCUCCUCUAAUGAAUUGACCCUCCUGUACAGAUUUUCCUCUACAUUCACUAAGCCCCUAUAUCCAGGGUUUUGGAUUUCCAAUACAGGAUCAUCAGUGUCCCUCUGCCAGAUGGACUAAAGUAAUCUAAGUCAGUCUUGAGCAUUCAUAUGAACAAGCUGAUGUGAAAUAAUUUAAAACAGGGUUUAAAUAUAGACAGAGCCAGACAGAGCCCAGCUUUUCCUCAUCAUGUCCAAAUCGCACCUUACCUGAGCACAGCUCUACCUCCUUCAACGUUAAUAUUAAACUUUAAUGUCCAAAUUUAGUAAAUGAUCCACAUUGAGUGCUUUAAUAAAAUGUCAGUUUUUCACUAAAAUCAUGUUUUUCAUCAGCUUUAAUAUUAAGUUUCAUUAAUAACUCUAACCUAAUAUUCAUUUCUCAAGCAAAUGAGAUACUCCAGCAUGAUGCCUUGAAUUCUGACCCAUGUUUUUAUAUUUUGACUUAUUUCACUUACCGUACUGCUGCCCAAACUUGACUUACUAGCUGGACUCUGAUAGAGGUACAACAUGUGUAAAAAGAAAUUUAUGAAUAACUUUUUAUGCAUUUUCAAGUUUCAUUUACAUGCUAUGUUUUAAAAAACAAUCAAUAAAUAUUUAACCAUGCAAUAUACAGUACCCAUAUGAGAUAAAAAUAACUUUUUAAUCACAGUUUUUAGUUUAUUUUGCAUUGCUUUAAAGUGGAAGAACAACAUUCCAACAAAUUAAAAUACUGCAUUGUUAAAAUUGUGAUCAUAAAUAUAUAUAUUUACUAAUAAACUAAUAUAGAGAGUGGCUCAUUUAGACCCCGCCCCCCUGCCCUGUACCUCACACUACUGUAUCUCUAUAAACUGCCAGUAACUCUGGGAGCUUAUAGCUUAUAAUUUAGCAGUUUGUUUGCCAGGCUGUGCUGAUUAUUACGCGUUUAAACUGUAUCACUGUAUUAGAACCCAAGUACAUGCCUAAGUAGGGUUAGUUUAGACCAGGGGUCACCAACAUGGUGCCUGCGGGCACCAGGAUGCUCCCAAGAACCACAUAAGUAGCCCACGGACCUGUUCUAAAAAUAGCACAACUCACCAGUGAGCAGCUUCUAAAGUUUAAUUUUAUCCUGUUGCCAUUCGUCUUUAAUCACAUUUGCAUUUAUAUAGAUUUGAAAAUGACAAUAUCUAAAAAAAAGCAUUUAAAACAUGUUUAAUAUACAUGAAGUUUAGAUAAGUUUAGGUAAACGAGUUUAAAGUUGAAUAUUGAUAUUAUGUUUCCCACCUUGUUAAGUCAUUGUUGAUGAAAUCAUAAAAAUGAUCAGUGUCUUCACAUAGAUGAGUAUCAUUAACCAUUAAUAAUAAUAUAUAACUAAAGGUAAACAGAGCAAAUUUGUUAUUUAAGAAAAGUGUAUCAGACUGGUAGCCCUUCGUAUGGCUUAGUACCUGUGAAGUAGCUCUCAGUUUAGACAAUGAGAAUCUAUUUGUAACUGAGUGAGCAAAUCACAGCCUGAACUUUGUAUGAAACUUGUAUUAUAUAUA
Paramormyrops kingsleyae is the source of this 4863-nucleotide messenger RNA. The record is from RefSeq and is a predicted model, not a curated record. NCBI's taxonomy places the organism in Eukaryota, Metazoa, Chordata, Actinopteri, Osteoglossiformes, Mormyridae.